AUGUCGUCUCUUUUUGGUACAUCUUCAAUUUCUUAUAGAAAAGGUGGUAAAAGUUGUAUAAAAGUUGGAAUUCGUAUUCGUCCACGGAGUUCAAAAGAAAUUAAAGAAAAUGAUCCAUUUAUACUUUGUGUUAUGGAACCCUCAACUAUCAUUAUAAAUGAUGAUGAAAAAGAAAAAAAAUAUAGUGGAUAUGAUUUUAUAUUCAAUGAAAGUGUAACACAAUGUCAAUUAUAUAAAAAAAUGGUAGCUGAGUACAUUCCACAAUUAUUAACUGGGUACAAUUGUACUAUUUUUGCAUAUGGUCAAACUGGAACUGGAAAAACUUUUACAAUGGAAGGGAAAUGUGAUGAUUUAGAUUAUAAUAAAUCAUUCAGAUGGGAUUCAGAUGAUAAUACAGGAAUUAUAUUAAGAGCUAUGCAACAUAUUUUUACUAUGCUUAGUAUUCCUACAUGUAUUAAAAAAAAUAUUACAAUAACUUAUGUAGAAUUAUACAAUGAAGAAGUAUAUGAUUUACUUGGAAAUGAUAUUUAUAAAAAGCUAAAGAUUUUUGAUAAUGUUCAAAGUUCAGGAGGAGUUUAUAUAAAAGAUGUAAAAGAAUAUACAGUAAAUAAUAUGCAAGAAAUACAUGAAUUACUUAAACAUGGAACUUCAAUGCGUCAAACAGCUGUGACUGCAAUGAAUCAGAGAAGUUCUCGAUCUCAUUCAGUUUUUACAGCAGUUGUAGUUUGGGAUGAAAUUAUUGGAGAAGAUAUAAUAACAAGAAAAGGAAAAAUAAAUCUUGUUGAUUUGGCUGGAUCUGAAAAUAUUGGAAAAAGUGGAGCAACUAAAAAAAGUGCACGCGAAGCUGGUAAUAUUAAUACAAGUCUAUUAGCUUUAGGACAAGUUAUUAAUGCUUUAACAGAAAAAAGUCCACACAUUCCUUAUAGGUCAUCGAAAUUGACAAGAAUUCUUAAAGAUUCACUUGGUGGAUCAGCAUUAACGUGUUUGAUAGCUGCUGUUUCUCCUACCAAAUCUAAUAUAGGAGAAACUAUAUCAACUUUAGAAUAUGGAUUAAAAGCAAUGAAUGUAGAGAAUGAUAUUCGAGCGAAUAUAAAAGCAAGAAGAGAUCAGUUACCUUCAAAUUACGGAAUUAUAAAUGAUUAUCUUCAAGUGAUAAAUAUAUACCUUGAUGAUUCUAUUCAUACAGCAAAACGUAACAAAUUUUUUUCAAUAAUUGAUAAAGAUUUUUUCUCUAAAGUUGAUAAACUUAUUUUGAAUAAAGAUAAAAUUUCUGAGGAAACUAAGAUAUGUCUUUCUGACAGCACACAUAAUUUACGUAAAUUUCAAGAGCAAGUAAUUUCAAAAACAACAGGUUUUGAAAAAGACAAAUUUGAAACACUUACAAUUGAAGAUAAAGCAAAAUUAUUAGAGAAUAAAAUUGAAGAAAAAUCAAAUAUGUUUCAGAAAUUAAAAAAAAAUAAAAUGUAUUUACAAAAAACUAAUGAUAAUUCUAAAAAUGAAUUAUUUACUAAAACCAUCAAUUUAGAUAAAAAAUUUUUUCAAAUAAAUUAUCUUCACAAAAAGCAAGAAAGUUUUUUGUGCCAAUAUUUAGAAAACAUUAAAAAGUCAUUGAUUAAAUGUGAAAUAUUAAAAGAAGAAACUAUUUUUAAAAUUAAACAUAAGGUGGAAGAAAUAACUUUGGAAUAUAAGACUGAAUAUGAUAUUUUGGUAAAACAAAAUAAUGCCAAAACAAUGGAUAUCAAAGAAACUGCCAACAAUCUAUUGUAUGAAAUCAAAAAAGAUAGCGAACUCAUGUCAACAGCUCAAAUUUCACAAGAUCAAUGUGUUGAAUCAUUUAAAAUAAAAAAUAAUGAAAUUUUAAAAAUAACUAAUCAGAAAAUCAAAGAAUUGAAAAUGUUGGAGGAUUUUAACACAAAAUUGUCUUCUUCUUCCAGAGAACAGUUGGACCAAUUCAAUACGAUUAUCAAAGAUAUUGAUCUUUUACAUGUAUACAUUAAAAAAAUGAAAUCACUCAUUAUACAACCAGAUAAACAAAAAAAUUCCACAAAUUUAAGAAAGUAUAUAGAAGAAGUAGAGAAAAUGAAGUUUUAA
Molecule: messenger RNA, 2091 nt
Organism: Strongyloides ratti
Lineage: Eukaryota; Metazoa; Nematoda; Chromadorea; Rhabditida; Strongyloididae
Product: Kinesin-like protein KIF11
Exons: 3
Coding region: 1-2091 (696 amino acids)
Biological process (GO): microtubule-based movement
Molecular function (GO): ATP binding; microtubule binding; plus-end-directed microtubule motor activity
Source: RefSeq, a predicted model, not a curated record